This is a messenger RNA of Pseudonaja textilis, 1417 nucleotides long. NCBI's taxonomy places the organism in Eukaryota, Metazoa, Chordata, Lepidosauria, Squamata, Elapidae. The record is from RefSeq and is a predicted model, not a curated record.
UUAAUCAAAUAUUUUAAACAUUCUUGCCAAAAUUGUUUCCUAUUUCUAAACUCCAAGCAAACAGUUUGCCACACAGAGUGGAAGCUAUGGCACUAAUCAGAGUGCUAGCAAGCCUUCUGAUACUACAGCUUUCUUACACAGUAACUCCUCUUGAUCGGAUCAUUGGAGGUUUUGAAUGUAACCAAAAUGAACAUCCUUUCCUUGUAUACUUGUAUAACUCUGCAGGGUUUUUCUGCUCAGGGACCUUGCUCAACCACGAAUGGGUGCUGACCGCUGCACACUGCAACAGGGAAGAUAUCCAGAUAAAGCUUGGUGUGCAUAAUGUACAUGUACACUAUGAGGAUGAGCAGAUAAGAGUCCCGAAGGAGAAGUUGUGUUGUCUCAGUACCAAUAACUGUACCCAAUGGGGCCAAGAUAUCAUGUUGAUCAGGCUGAACAGUUCUGUUAACUAUAGUGAACACAUCGCACCUCUUAGCUUGCCUUCCAACCCUCCCAGUAUGGGCUCAGUUUGCCGUGUUAUGGGCUGGGGCACAAUCACAUCUCCUGUAGUGACUUAUCCCGAAGUCCCUCAUUGUGUUGACAUUAACAUACUCCAUAUUCCGGUGUGUCAAGCAGCUUACCCAGCAAUGUCAGGGAAGAACAUAUUGUGUGCAGGUGUCCUGGAAGGAGGCAAAGAUUCAUGUAAGGGCGAUUCUGGGGGACCCCUCAUCUGUAAUGGACAAAUCCAGGGCAUUGUAUCUUGGGGGCGCUUUCCUUGUGCCCAACUCCUUGAACCUGGCGUCUACACCAAGGUCUUCGAUUAUAAUGACUGGAUUGAGGGUAUUAUUGCAGGAAAUUCAAACGUCAUCUGCCCCUAGUGACGAUUUUUGAAAAAGAUAAAAAGGAGAAAAUGCAAUGUAUAGUACAUCUCUUCUGUAUUCUCCAAUCUUAUCCAACUACUUUGGAAUAAAUUCCCAGGCAGUAAGUAUUUUUUAGACUCAAUGAGACUGCCUUUGGGGUAAGAAAUAGUCAAAAUAGUGCUGCGGGGAUCAUGUCCCAGUUCAAUCUCAAUAUACAAUAAACUCAGUUAAGAUGGAGGUCUGUUUUAAGGUGAGGUGCAAAAUGUUGACUCUAAAAUGGGCCAUUCCAAAUAUUUUAACCUCUGAAUAUCCUUCAAUUUUUAUCCACUUCUGGGACAGUGGGGUCCCUUGCUGCUAAUUUUUUUGCAGACAUUUUAUUACCCAGCUAGGUAAUAUAAUCAGUGCUAAAAUAUUCUCUUCUAUUGGUACUUAUGUGACAUUUAUAAUAUGCUCAUAUGGAGUCAUGAACUUAACCAUAUAUACCUGAGUCCCAUUGUUGCCUAAAAAGCAUCCCAGAUUAACCCCCCCACUUUUCAACCACAAAUCUUUUCCACAGUAAUAAAAUCUUGUAAAUCAUC